This is a messenger RNA of Brassica napus (rape), 3444 nucleotides long. RefSeq lists its product as uncharacterized. The record is from RefSeq and is a predicted model, not a curated record. Gene Ontology annotation, molecular function: RNA-DNA hybrid ribonuclease activity; nucleic acid binding. The transcript has 4 exons. Bases 1 to 3444 code for a protein of 1147 amino acids. NCBI's taxonomy places the organism in Eukaryota, Viridiplantae, Streptophyta, Magnoliopsida, Brassicales, Brassicaceae.
AUGAGAGACAUCAGCCUGACCAGAGUUGGUGGGUGGUUUCUAAUAGGUGACUUUAAUGAAUUGUUGAACAAUGGAGAAAAGCUAGGAGGGCCAGCACGAGAGGAGAGCUUUUUCUUUGAGUUUCGGGCAAUGCAGAGAGAUUGCAGACUCAAAGAACCGCCAAGCUUUGGAGAUCCAUUCUCAUGGGCUGGAGUUAGAGAGAUUUUUACUAAUGGAGUUAAGGAGAAGGUAUGGGUGCAGUGUCGUUUGGACAGGGCGUUCGGUAACGCCGAGUGGUUCAGGCUAUUUCCAGGAACACAUAUUAAGUACUUGGAAAGGACAGGAUCAGAUCAUAUGCCGGUUCUGGCAAGCUUGGUACCAGCACAAACAAGGCGAAAAGGUAGAUUCACUUUUGACGAGAGAUGGUGCACUAAGCCGGAAGUAAUGGAAGUGGUACGUAAGGGCUGGAAUCUGAAUACUGGUGGAAAUGGUGGUACUGUGACAGAAAGAAUUCAAACGUGUCGGAAAGAACUCUCGAAGUGGAAGAAGUCUGUGAAUGUGAACUCCAAUGAGCAAAUUAAGAAGUUGACGCAGACUCUAGAGGCAGAGAGUCAGAAACAAUACCCAGACUUGCAACUUUUAGCGGCCACACGUAUGGAGCUGGAGAAAACAUACAAGGAAGAAGAAGCCUUUUGGAAGCAGAAGUGCAAAAACUCGUGGCUGCAAGUAGGAUUCAAUCACUCAUCGGGAAUUGAACAUCAUGAUGAAGAGCGGAAGGCAGAGAUAGCGGUUCAGUAUUUCCAAGAUCUCUUCCACUUUGGAGGCUCGCAAAAUGCUGAAGUAUUGCUGGAGGGAAUGCAAAUGAGAGUCUCUGACAGAAUGAAUGUUAGUCUAACGAAGCCGGUGACAGACGCAGAGAUUAAACGUGCAGUGAAAGCUAUCAAAAGCGAUAGUGCACCUGGUAACAAAGGAGGUGAAGGAAUUCUUGUUUCUGGGGUUAUUCCUACAGACUGGAACCACACGCAACUCUGCUUGUUGCCUAAGGUACCUAACGCAAAUCAAAUGAAUGACUUCAGACCGAUCAGUCUUUGCUCGGUGAUAUACAAGGUAAUAUCCAAAGUUCUAAGUAACAGACUUAAAACGAUCCUGCCAAGGAUUGUGUCGCAGACACAAGGUGCUUUUGUAGCGGGGCAUCUGAUAUCGGAUAAUCUCCUCAUAGCUCAUGAGAUGAUCCAUGGUCUCAAAACAAAUCCAAACUGUCGAGGAGACUUCAUUGCCAUAAAGACAGACAUGUCUAAAGCUUACGACAGAGUGGAGUGGGAUUUCUUGGAGAUUUUAUUUCUUAAAAUGGGGUUUGACAGAAGUUGGAUUGAUUGGGUGAUGAGUUGUAUCAGAUCAGUCUCGUAUACGGUCUUGAUGAACGGUGAAUCUUUUGGUCAUAUAAAACCGGAGAGAGGAAUUAGGCAAGGAGAUCUGCUCUCACCGUUCUUGUUUAUCCUAUGUGAUGAGGCCCUGGUGCACGUGAUGAAUAAAGCAGAGCAGAACGGUCUUCUUACUGGCAUGAGGCUUACAAGGAACUGUCCUUCGGUCCAACAAUUAUUAUUUGCAGAUGACAGCCAAUUCCUAUGCAAAGCCAGCUUGAGUGAGUGCACGGAGUUCCUGAAAUGUCUGAAGCUGUGUGCAGAUGCGUCUGGACAAGUUAUAAACUUUCAGAAGUCAGCGGUUAUCUUUGGAGCUGAUAUUGAUCCGGUGAUGAAAACGCUGUUGGCUGAGAUUCUACACAUUGAUAAUGAAGGAGGAGAUGGAAAAUAUCUGGGAUUACCGGAGUGUUUUAGCGGCUCCAAACAGAAGCUACUUGCAUUCAUUGGUGAGAAAAUUAACAAGAGGCUACGAGGUUGGUUUGCCAAAAAGCUUUCCCAUGGCAGAAAUGAGGUACUACUCAAGUUUAUUGCUAUGGCUCUUCCAGUUUAUGUGAUGGCAUGCUUUCGAUUGACUAAGCAUCAUUGUCAAAAGAUAAUGAGUGCAAUGGCUAGUUUUUGGUGGGAUGAAGAUGGAGAGAAGAAGAAAAUACAUUGGGUUGCGUGGAAGAAAAUAUGUGUACCAAAGGACAAAGGAGGGUUGGGGUUCAGAGACAUUGAGGAUUUCAAUCAGUCCUUAUUAGCCAAACAAGCAUUGAAACUGUAUAAUGAGCCUGAUAGCUUGCUUUCGAAGGUGUACAAAGGACGAUAUUUUGCUUCAUCAAUGUUUCUAGAAUGUGGAAAGGGAUACAAACCAUCUUAUGUGUGGCGAAGUAUUUUAUUUGGCCGAGAACUCUUGAGGAAAGGGCUUAUAAAAUCCAUUGGAAAUGGGAAAGACAUGUUUGUUUGGUCUGACAAAUGGAUAAUUGAUGAUGCACCUCGUCGGCCAGUGAGUAGACAAAUAGCCUUUGAUGUGGCUCUACGAGUCUCGGACUUGAUAGGAGAGGAUGGGAAAUGGAGGUUAGAGAGACUACAUAACCUAUUUCCACCUAAUGAGGUGGAGAGGAUUAAGAAGGUCAUUAUUGGAGACGUUGAAGACAGGGAGGUUUGGGCUUUCAACAAGACAGGGAGCUACACGGUCAAGAGUGGUUGUUGGCUCUUAGCAAAGAUAAAUGAGGAGCUGAGAGGACAGUGUACGAAGGCACAAGAGCUGUGGACAGAAUUCGAUGUGAUUCCAAGUCAAAACGUUCAGAAUGCUGACCUAGUUGAGCUGCUGAAUGGGUGUCUUCACAUCAUGGAAGAUUCGAAUAUGGAACUUGUUCGAAGAAGAGCGAUUCCAUGGAUGCUUUGGACCAUCUGGAAGAACAUGAACAGUUUGUUGUAUGCAGAAGUACAAGAGUCUACGCUGUUGUUAGCUCACAUAGCUCUGGAGGAAUCCACCUUAUGGAAUGAAUUGAAUAAAGUGGAGCAAGGAGGCAACCAAUACUUGCACGAUCUUGGAGCACCGGAGAAGUGGGCACCACCAGCUCUAGGGUUAGUGAAAUUUAAUAUGCAUGCAAACUGGAGAAACGAUAGAUAUCUUACAGGAGGAGCAUGGAUCACAAGAGAUCAUAGAGGUGAGGUUGGAAUGCACGCAAGGGAUGCUCUGCUCCCAUCACCUGAUCGGUUAUCAGCGGAGAUGAACUACUUGCUUUGGGUUCUUAGGAGCUUGCGAGACUUGAGGUUAGAAGAGGUUAGUGUUGGUAUUGAUUCCCAAAGGCUAGUGGAGGCAAUUCAGAACCAUAUACGAUGGCCAAGAUAUCGAUGCUUACUUCGGCAAAUUGCUACAUUAUGCUCGGAAUUGGCAGUCAUAGCUUUUGAAGUAGAAUCAAGAGGCUCCAAUAAGGUGGCAAUAGAGAUAGCAAAGAGUGUUCUGAGGGACGGGCGGUUACAGUCUUAUCUUGCAUUGGGUGGCCCGUCAUGGCUACAUGAUCUCAUUCAGACGGAGGUUACGUUCGUUAACUCUUAA